CAGAGUCGCGCAAACCGCAGGGACAUCGGAGGAACCGGGGAUCAGGCCCGGCGGGACCCGCCCCGAGGGCCCGAGUGGGCGGACCCCGGCCCCGCCCCGGCCGGCCCGCCGGCCCGCUGACCACGCCUGGGAAGUUUGGGGUAGGAGGAGCGGGCCGGCCGGCCCAACUGCGCGCGGGGUAGGGCCAGGCCGGCGAGAGGAAGCUCCUCCUCAGCGCGACGCGGCGCCGCGGAGUUGACCCGCCGUCCGCGAGUGUCCGCGAGAGUCCGCUCGGCCCGGGAAAGCGGCGGCCCGCGUGGGCGCCAGGGGCAUGGGCGGCCUGGCGACCUAGCAUCCCGCGCAGGAAGGAGCUCGCCGCCCCUUGGACAGGCCGGGAUCCGGGCGUCCGGAGCUGGGGAGCGGCGGGCGCCCCGGAACCCGCCGGCCGCCACCAUGAACGGAGAGGCCAUCUGCAGCGCCCUGCCCACCAUUCCCUACCGCAAGCUCGCCGACCUGUGCUACCUGAGCCGCGGCGCCUCCGGCACCGUGUCGUCAGCCCGACACGCAGACUGGCGCGUCCAGGUGGCGGUGAAGCACCUGCACAUCCACACCCCGCUGCUCGACAGUGAAAGAAAUGAUGUUUUAAGAGAAGCUGAAAUUUUGCACAAAGCUAGAUUUAGUUAUAUUCUUCCAAUUUUGGGAAUUUGCAAUGAGCCAGAAUUUUUGGGAAUAGUUACUGAAUACAUGCCAAAUGGAUCAUUAAAUGAACUCCUCCAUAGAAAAACUGAAUAUCCCGAUGUUCCUUGGCCAUUAAGAUUCCGCAUCCUGCAUGAAAUUGCACUUGGUGUAAAUUACCUGCAUAAUAUGAAUCCUCCUCUACUUCAUCAUGACUUGAAGACUCAGAAUAUCUUGUUGGAUAAUGAAUUUCAUGUUAAGAUUGCAGAUUUUGGUUUAUCAAAAUGGCGUAUGAUGUCUCUCUCACAAUCACGAAGUAGCAAAUCUGCUCCAGAAGGAGGGACAAUUAUCUAUAUGCCACCUGAAAACUAUGAACCUGGACAGAAAUCAAGAGCCAGUGUCAAACAUGAUAUAUAUAGCUAUGCAGUUAUCAUGUGGGAAGUGUUAUCCAGAAAACAGCCUUUUGAAGAAGUCACCAAUCCUUUACAGAUUAUGUACAGUGUGUCUCAAGGACAUCGACCUGACACUACUGAAGAAAGUUUGCCAUUUGAUAUACCUCAUCGAGCAGUCAUGACCUCUCUAAUAGAAAGUGGAUGGGCACAAAAUCCAGAUGAAAGACCUUCUUUCUUAAAAUGUUUAAUAGAGCUUGAGCCAGUUCUGAGAACAUUUGAAGAGAUAACUUUUCUUGAAGCUGUUAUUCAGCUAAAGAAAACAAAGUUACAGAGUGCUUCAAGUACUCUUCACUCAUGUGACAAGAAGAUGGAGCUGUCUCUGAACAUACCUGUAAAUCAUGGUCCCCAGGAGGAAUCAUGUGGAUCCUCUCAGCCUCUUGAAAGCAGUGGUUCUCCUGGAACCUCAAGGUCCCUGUCAACUUCCCAAGAAAAAGACUUUUUAUCUGGAAAAACCCCAGACUACUCUUCUCGGAAGCUACAUCACUCAGUAAAUCACAGUUGGGAUAGUGCCGUGUCUGCAUCUCAGAGGACCAUAUUCUGUGAUCACAGGACCACCCCCUGCUCUUCAGCGAUCUUCACUUCACUCUUAGCUGAGGGAUUUUCAGAGCGUCUACAGCCUGGUAUAGCUCAACAAUGGAUCCAGAGCAAAAGGGAAGACAUUGUGAGCCAAAUGACUGAAGCCUGCCUCAACCAAUCACUAGAUGCCCUCCUGUCCAGGGACUUGAUCAUGAAGGAGGACUAUGAACUUAUUAGUACCAAACCUACAAGGACUUCAAAAGUCAGACAAUUAUUGGACAUCACUGACAUCCAAGGAGAAGAAUUUGCUAAAGUUAUAGUGCAAAAGUUGAAAGAUAACAAACAAAUGGGUCUUCAACCUUACCCAGAAAUACUGAUGGUUUCCAGACUAGCAUCUUCAAAUUUCCCUCAAAAUAAAAGUUUAAAAGUGGGUCUUUUUCAAGAAGAAAAGCAGCAAUAGGUGUUGGUGAGGACGUGGAGAAAAAUGUACACUCAUACAUUGCUG
This is a messenger RNA of Sciurus carolinensis (gray squirrel), 2127 nucleotides long. RefSeq names its product receptor interacting serine/threonine kinase 2 (gene Ripk2). Gene Ontology annotation, molecular function: JUN kinase kinase kinase activity; ATP binding. Gene Ontology annotation, biological process: protein phosphorylation; innate immune response; positive regulation of apoptotic process. The coding region runs from base 433 to 2082 and encodes 549 amino acids. Gene Ontology annotation, cellular component: cytoplasm. The record is from RefSeq and is a predicted model, not a curated record. Lineage: Eukaryota; Metazoa; Chordata; Mammalia; Rodentia; Sciuridae. The transcript is spliced from 12 exons.